Messenger RNA from Gavia stellata (red-throated loon), 878 nucleotides. Its product is annotated as sulfotransferase 2B1-like. NCBI's taxonomy places the organism in Eukaryota, Metazoa, Chordata, Aves, Gaviiformes, Gaviidae. The transcript has 6 exons. Gene Ontology annotation, molecular function: sulfotransferase activity. Gene Ontology annotation, biological process: sulfation. Gene Ontology annotation, cellular component: cytoplasm. The record is from RefSeq and is a predicted model, not a curated record. The coding region runs from base 1 to 867 and encodes 288 amino acids.
AUGGCGCGGAUGGAGGUGACUGAGACCUUCGCCGGCAUCUCCCUGCCCGGCCACCUCCACACCCAGGAGUCCCUCGGCUUCGCCGCCACCUUCCCCUUCCACCCCACCGACGUGGUCAUCGCCACCUACCCCAAAUCGGGCACCACCUGGAUGCAGGAGAUCCUGACGCUGCUGUUCAGCCGCGGGGACGUCCUGCCGGCCAAGACCAUCCCUAACUGGGAGCGGGCGCCCUGGCUGGAGCAGAUCUACUUCAGGGAUGCGCUGCAGGAUACGGCUGCCCACCGGCUCAUCACCACCCACCUCCCUGCCCACGUCCUGGCACCCGCCCUGCAGCGGAGCAAGGCCAAGGUGAUCUACGUGGCCAGGAACCCCAAGGACGUCGCUGUCUCCUUCUACCACUUCCACCGCCUGGCCAAGUUCCUGCCCGACCCCGGCUCCUUCGAUACCUUCCUCACGCGGUUCCUCGAGGGCACAGUGCACUAUGGCUCCUGGUUUGACCACGUCAAGGGCUGGCUGGACCAGCGGCAGCUCCUGGACAUCUUCUACGUCACCUAUGAGGAGCUGCACCAGGACCUGCGCAGCACGGCGCAGCGGCUCAGCGCCUUCCUGGGCUGUCCGCUGGGACCGGAGACGCUGGGAGCCCUGGAAGAGCACUGCAGCUUCGUCGCCAUGCGGGACAACGCCAUGGCCAACUACUCCCUCAUCCCCUCCGAGAUCAUGGACCACAGCCAGGGAAGCUUCAUGAGGAAAGGCGUGGUGGGGGACUGGCGCGACCACUUCUCCCCCCGGCAAAACGCCCUCUUCAACCGCCUCUACCAGGAGGAGAUGGGCGACUCGGAGCUGCCCGUGCACUGGCCCAUGGCCUGAGGGGCCGGGGG